AUGUCGUCCGUUCCGCCCACAUCCGCUAAGAAACAGAGUUCUUUGGCAGGAUUUUUCGAGAAGAGGAAGGCUCAGUCCUCCGAAGAUGGCGCCGAAGCGCGCGAAGACGACGACGCUCGAGAGGAAGUAGGAAAUCAGAAAGAACAACAACAGACGACGGAAACGACGACCACGGCGACGACAGAGAACAAUUCGCCUACGCAACAGAAAGAAAACAUCGAAGUUGCCGCGAAGAAGCGCAAACUAGUGAAGAAAUCCGAAGUUCUCGACGCAAACGCGAAAGCAUUGUCCUUUGCAGAACAAGCAAAGUUGAAAUUGGAACAAAAGCAGCAACAACCAAAAACAUCAGCAGCACUUAAGCAAACGGAGGAAAAAGAAGAAGAUGAGAAAGAUGCAAAGAAGAACAUCAGCGUUGCCAACGUGAGCGAUGAAAAGGAUGAAGAAUACAAAGCAUCGCGUGAAUCUGAUGACGAAGAAGAAGAAGAUGAAGAGGGGGAGGAGGAAGACGAUGAUGAUGAAAUCGAAGACGUCGAAGGCCCACUUUCUGCUUCUGUUCAAAAAAAAGCGAAGAAGAAAACAAAGUCAAAAAAUGGGAAGGAAAAAUCUGAAGCCGGCGUUGGAGCCUUACAAGUUGAACUUGCACAGAAGUAUAUCGACCAAUCAUCGGAAUCGAUCUCAUCUUGGAAGGAGAAUACGGCAACACCAUUUGGAAUCGUUGCGGAUACGUUUGAAAGUAUUGCCGAGACAACGAAACGAUUGGAGAUCACGAACUUGUUGACGAAUACAUUCAGAUCUAUUAUUCGUGGUGGGUUAUCUGGAGAUUUGCUCGCAGCAGUUUACUUGGCUUCAAACACGAUCGCGCCGCAACACGAUGGUAUUGAUCUCGGUAUAGGAGAUGCGACUUUGAUUAAAUGUCUGGCCGAAGCAACUGGGCGCAAAGAGGCAAACAUAAAGGCUGACUACCGCGAGGCUGGCGACUUGGGUUCUGUUGCCAUGGCAUCCCGAUCGACGCAACGGACAAUGUUCCAGCCCGCACCGUUAACGGUGAAAGGCGUCUUACAGGAGUUCCGCGUCAUAGCUACUACAGCAGGAACGAAUUCAGUCGAUCAAAAGAAGGGACGAAUUAAGAAAUUACUCGUUGCCGCCAAAGGCAGCGAAGCUGGAUACAUAGUGAGGGCAUUACAAGGAAAGUUACGCAUUGGUCUGGCUCAGCAAACCGUGAACGCUGCUCUUACGCAUGCUAUCGUUUUAGAAGCAAAUAAAACUGCAGGUAUAAAGCUAGGUGCUAAUGCCUUGGCAGAUCAACUCCUGAAAGCCGUGGAUGUUGUGAAGCUUGUUUUCUCGGAAUGUCCGAGCUACGACUUGGUUGUCCCAGCGCUCUUGGAUGUUGGCAUCGACGGUCUGCAGGAGAAAUGUCAAUUUAAACCAGGUGCGCCAGUGAAACCAAUGUUGGCAAAGCCAACGACCGGUGUGGCGGAAGUUUUGAACAGAUUUUCUGACGUUGAAUUUACGUGCGAAUAUAAGUAUGACGGCGAGCGAGCUCAAGUGCACUUGCUCGAAGAUGGAUCGAUAAAGAUCUUCUCCAGAAAUCAGGAAGAUAACACGCCAAAGUUCCCUGAUAUCGUUUCGAAAUUCAAAAAUUACUUGAACAACGUAGACGGGAAAAUAACCUCAGUAGUCAUCGAUUGUGAAGCCGUGGCGUACGAUAGAGAGCAAGAUAAGAUUCUUCCUUUUCAGAUUUUGAGUACUAGAGGAAAGAAAAAUAUCAAAAUUGAAGACGUUAAAGUGCAAGUGGCGUUGUACGCAUUUGAUUGUUUAUAUUUGAACGGAAAAUCGCUCUUGCGUGAACCGAUGAGCGUUAGGCGUCUUGCGCUUUAUAGUUCAUUCCGAGAAACGAAAGGUGAAUUCCUGUUUGCCACUGCAAAAACGAGCAGGGAUGUGGAGGAGCUGCAGGUAUUUUUGGAUGAAUCCAUCGCUGCGAAUACCGAAGGUUUGAUUGUAAAGACAAUGGAUGCUACAUACGAACCCUCCAAGCGCUCAUUAAACUGGUUGAAGUUGAAGAAAGACUACAUGGAAGGAUGCGGAGACUCGUUAGAUUUGGUCCCAAUCGGUGCUUGGCAUGGCAGAGGCAAAAGGACAGGGGUGUAUGGAGCAUUUCUUCUCGCUUGUUACGACGAAGAUGGAGAAGAGUUUCAAACGAUUUGCAAAAUUGGAACUGGCUUUUCCGAGAUCGAUUUGGAAACCUUGUCGAAAGCGCUUGAACCGCAUUUAAUAGAAGCUCCACGCUCUUACUACAAAUAUCCUGAAGGUAUGGAACCUGACUUAUGGUUUGACGCAAAGUUAGUUUGGGAAGUGAAAGCGGCUGAUCUGUCGAUCUCUCCAACGCACAAAGCUGCCAUGGGUUUAGUGGAUCCAAACAAGGGUAUUGCUUUACGUUUUCCGCGCUUUUUAAGAAGUCGAGACGAUAAAGAGCCGGAAAUGGCGACUAACGCGCAUCAAGUUGCAGAUUUUUACAAUGCUCAGGCAAAUAAGCAAACUUUUGAGAAGGAAUAA
This is a messenger RNA of Bathycoccus prasinos, 2553 nucleotides long. RefSeq lists its product with no specific name. Gene Ontology annotation, cellular component: mitochondrion; nucleus. Gene Ontology annotation, biological process: DNA biosynthetic process; lagging strand elongation; DNA repair. Gene Ontology annotation, molecular function: DNA ligase (ATP) activity; ATP binding; DNA binding. Lineage: Eukaryota; Viridiplantae; Chlorophyta; Mamiellophyceae; Mamiellales; Bathycoccaceae. Bases 1 to 2553 code for a protein of 850 amino acids. The record is from RefSeq and is a predicted model, not a curated record. The transcript has a single exon.